CUCAAAUCACUCACCGCUCGUGACUCCGCAGGCAUGUAGUCUGACUGUCUGACGCUGAAACGGUUGGAGUUUGUGUGGAAACAAACGGCUGCCGUUCAUUAACAAGGACAGCUUUUAAUUUUCAAGCUUUUUUCUCUUUAAGCUGCUGAAUAAGACGGGUUGUUCUGGUUUUUUUCAGAGAGCAUCUUCACAAAGAGUACGGACCGAGACCUACCCUUUAAUGUAACGUUAUUCAAAGUGAUCCUUUCUAUUAUGUGUAUAUGACGGUUUAUUUAACACGUAUUUUAGACUCGUAUCGGAUGAGCUAGCCAUUCAAAGCGAUAAUAAAAUGUCUGAGAAGAUGUCAGAGAAGAGAUACUCCAGCAUGGAUGAGUCCUCGCUCCGCAAUCUGCUUGAUAAAACUAUCGACAUAGACGAGCGGCGUCUGAUCCGGACAGCGAUUCGGGAGCUGCGGCGCUGUGAGAUUGAAGAAAUGGAGGCAGCGCUUACCAGUAAGCGUUUCAGACGUGCCCACCAACACAGACAUGAGGAUAAAGAAAACCAGUGCUGUCCUGAUUUGACAGCUUCUUUAGACAUGCUAUCAGGGAAGAUUCAAGCUAUUCAUGACAUUGAAGAACUUACUGGACUGUUGCGAAGCACCAGUGAAUAUGAAGAGAGAAAACUCAUUCGUGCAGCCAUUCGCCGGCUGAGAGAUGAGGAGAUACGAGGAGCAUUAGAGAAGGUUCAGACCGCUGGCCAAAGAACAGAGCGACGACAAAAUCCUCAAAGCAGCUUUGACCUACAGAUCGAGCAGGAUAACAUCAAGGCAGAAGCACUCAUCAGCCAAUCAGAGAGAAUUGAGAACCACAGAGAAGACUCGAACCCUGACAUGGUUUUAGUACUAGAUCCUUUGGUCAGAGAGAAAGUCUCUUGCCCUCUGACCCAACGGAUUCAAUGCGAUCAUGGCUCGCCCUCCUCAGAAGUCAUUCCAUCGUACCGGGAGCGUUCGGACUCCGGAGGGUCGAGUGACAGCCACAGCUCUCAUCAGAGAACGAGGCUGAACUCCAGCGCUUCGGACCGCAGUCAUGAAUCCCUGUCUACUGCUGAAGAUCAUCUGAGGGACCAAAGAUCACUGCCAGCUGGGGAGGAAGUGAGAGCGGGCGCAUCUCUGUCUGGUGUGAAUUCAGAGGCUCCGCAGAUGGAUCGAGAGCUGAAGAAACUUGACAAUGGCGUGGAGACGACUCACUUAAGGAGCACAACAAGUUCACAAGAAUUCACACUGAAUACGAGCAGUAAAAGGCCUGAAGACAUCUCCGGACAGAAGGUUACAUCAGGUAGAGACGCUCUCUUGACUUCUCUUCCUAACGGCAAGGAUACAGAUUUUAAAAACAAAGCCUCAUACUCUGAGCCCUUCAUUCGUGCAAACUCUGUUCGUGACAGGAUGCGCAAGUUUGCCGAACCUGUUAUGAAUGUACCUAGAAGCGGCCACAGUUCUUCUCAUUCUACAAACACAGUGUCUGCAGAGAGGUCCCGGGACACCCCGUCCUCCUCCAUCCCAGAGAAAGAGAGGAAUGCCACUGAGAACAUGCUAGCCCAGCCCAAGCUUUUCUCCAACCAAUCACACAACACAGGGGGCGGCUCACACUGUCGCACUGAAAAUGUCAGGCGUGCGUGUAACGGUUCAGAUGAAGUGCAGACUCCUGAGGGAGAAGCAUCUUCAGGGACCCACGAUACCUGGGGUGAAGCUGAGUCCAACAUGAAGACCUUCCUCAGCAUUGAGAUCAAAGAUGGACGAAACCCAACUUCACAUUCUUCAUUGUCGUCGUCCUCUACAGCUGUAAACAUGACCCCUCGAAUCAUCACAUCUGCUGCUCCAAAGAGAACAGAGCUGACUCUUGGUUUAAGAGCGACACCGUUCAAAGUUACCAGCUCAAGUCUCUCAUCUGGAUCCUCUGUUAAGAUGGAGACGGAGCCCAUCUCUCUUGUGGGUGAAUCUGUGAGUGAGAUGGCUCAUGAAGUCCCUGUGCUUCCCAAUGGCUCAUCCAUGACCUCCAUCAAAACUGAGGUACAAAGUGAGAAGCUGACCACAGAGAAGCUGCAGGACAUUGAGGACGAGGAGAUCCUGGACAAAAUGCUUGAUGAUUGCAAAGAUUUUGAAGAAAGGAAAAUGAUCAGGACUGCAAUGAGAGAACUGCGAAAGAAAAAGCGAGAGGCUAAGCUGGGAUGCUCACAGGAGGAAAUGGACCAGAGAGAGAAGGAGAGAGAUCUGCGUCUGCAGGAGCUCAGACAGCAGCGGGAGGAGAGAUCCCAGAAAGGCCGAGUGGGUGCGGACACCAGUGAAGUGGUGAUGAAGAAGGUUGAGCGGUCCAAAGAUGGCUCCACUAUCAGCCAGAUCACCAAUCGCGUUUCCCAUUCAGAUGAUAGCGGCAGGACGUCCCGCAGCACUAUCAUGGAAUCCAGCUAUGUUCAAAAGACAGACAAGGGCUCAAUGCAAACAAAAUCCUACAGUUACUCCAGCACCACGUCCACUAGGAAGGUCGGAAGUGUUUUUGACCGUGAGGACAACACGUCUCGCAGCUCAAGUAGAACAUCAGCUCUUGACCGCAGACAGGCUGAGAGAUCAGAGCUGAUGAGGGCGCAGACGUUACCCAAGACAUCUGCCGCACAGGCGCGAAAAGCCAUGAUAGAGAAGCUUGAGAACACUGGAGGCUCUGGAGGCAACUCUGCAAUUACUCAAGUAAACAAGGUGCAGCGCUCCACAAGCUUCGGUGUCCCCAACGCAAACUCCAUCAAACAGAUGCUGCUGGACUGGUGCAGAUCCAAGACCCGUUCCUAUGAGAAUGUGGACAUCCAGAACUUCUCCUCUAGCUGGAGUGAUGGGAUGGCGUUCUGUGCUCUGGUGCAUAACUUCUUUCCAGAGGCCUUCGACUACUCCAGCCUCAGUCCCAGCAACCGCAGGCAGAACUUCGAGGUGGCCUUCAGCACAGCAGAGGCCUAUGCUGACUGCAUGCCCCUGCUGGAGGUUGAGGACAUGAUGAUAAUGGGUAAGAAACCAGACUCCAAGUGUGUCUUCACGUACGUGCAGUCGCUGGUUAACCAUCUACGCAAACACGAGAUGAUGAUGGCCCGGGCUCAGCGGAGCACUGACUUCUGAUGCUCAACACUGACGCUUUCAAAUGUUUUAUCAAAACCAUUCUUGUCCUGUUACAUUUCAUCGGUUAAAACCGUGUUUACUUUCCAGACAGAUCUAAACAGUUCCUCCCGUAAAAGGUAUUUUUUAUGAAUGAAAAAGUUUUUUACAGUAGUUUGAUCCAAAAAAGGUAAAUGUACCAAAAUGUUUUAUUGAUGGUAAAAAAGUUAGAUUUAAUACACUUCCUAGCCAUGUGUUGAUGCCUACUACUUGAUCUUCAUGUGAUAAAAACGAAGCAUUAUUUUAUGUUGAUUGCCCAUAUCUAUGGUUUUAAAUGCUUUAAACCUUUUCCACGGUACUGUUGCUGUUAAUGGAGCUCAGUCCUGCAUGCUUUUCACAAGUUUACUUGAAGUUUUAGUUCUGUUUUAAAAAAAAAAAAGUUAUAUUUUCAUCUGUAUACGAUAUUGUUUAUUUAAAAACGUUGCAAGAAAAUUACUCUCACUGCUUGUUAUGGCUUCAGCCAUUUAGUGCGAGAUGCAGCUCAUCAACUGUUUUGAAACAUGUUUUUCACUCAGCUAAUUAUUGAUAUGUUUAAUUGAACGUUUGGUUUUACACUGAACACAGACCAUUUGUGUUAGUUUCUCCAGAGGUGUCAGACAUUCGCCUUGUUCCUCGUAGUCAGAAGGAAGUGAUAUAAAACACACAAACAUAGCUGCAUGCAUGUAUAGAUGCACUUAUGGAUGAUCCGUAUUUAUGGAUGAGUAUAUUUUGGAUUUGUUCAUAUUCCUGAACUUUAUUUGGAAGCAAUGACGUUUGUCCCUAAAACAUAAAGCUGUCUGUUUUUGUACAUCUUUAUAACACGGCUUUCAGCCAAUAAAGAAGUGUAAUUUAAACAGUGUAUAUAUGAGUAACCCUAGAUGAGUCAUGAGUCAAUUUGAGAAUAAUAAUAAUAAUGUAUUAGUAGUAAAUUCAUCUGAAAAGGUCAAUAAUGUUUAUAUAUUUGGUUCUAAAAAGAUGGAUUUAGUUUUAAUUGUUUUAAUGACUGCACAUAAUUUAAUGACAAAAACAUGGACUUUUGAAGACGAGAAAGAACUACUGCAGAAACCACGACUUCGCUUGGUACUUGAAGGUGGCACGAGAAGGUCAAAUUAGCAUUAAUUCACAAGCAAAGGUGAACGUAAUUGUUUGUACACACUCAUUCAAAAACUACUGUUCACUCAGUAUUUCCCUACACUAUGGUUUCUUAUAGUAAUCAUUAAAACCAUAAAUGAUACCAAAAA
This is a messenger RNA of Megalobrama amblycephala (Wuchang bream), 4389 nucleotides long. It is a transcript of the gene smtnb, whose product is annotated as smoothelin b. Gene Ontology annotation, molecular function: protein binding. Gene Ontology annotation, biological process: actin cytoskeleton organization. Gene Ontology annotation, cellular component: filamentous actin; microtubule organizing center. NCBI's taxonomy places the organism in Eukaryota, Metazoa, Chordata, Actinopteri, Cypriniformes, Xenocyprididae. The transcript has 20 exons. The record is from RefSeq and is a predicted model, not a curated record. The coding region runs from base 329 to 3133 and encodes 934 amino acids.